This is a messenger RNA of Jaculus jaculus (lesser Egyptian jerboa), 1632 nucleotides long. RefSeq names its product dentin sialophosphoprotein-like. Bases 52 to 1497 code for a protein of 481 amino acids. The record is from RefSeq and is a predicted model, not a curated record. NCBI's taxonomy places the organism in Eukaryota, Metazoa, Chordata, Mammalia, Rodentia, Dipodidae. The transcript has 9 exons.
CAAUUGAGAGAAUUGGUGAGAAUACCAACACGUGAGACAUCCACUUCAGAAAUGGACUCUCCUUACAGUCCUGACACUUCUGGUGGUCCAGAUCCUCUUGAUGGUCUGGACACCCAUGAUGGUCUGGACACUUGUGAUGGUCCAGAUACGACCACUGUUUCAGAUAAUCCUGAUGGUCCAGACAGCCCUGAUGGUACAGACACUUCUGAUGGUCCACAUAAUCCUGAUGGUCCAGACAUUCCUGAUGGACCAGACACUACUGAUGGUGCGGAUAUUCCUGUUGGUUCAGAUAAUCCUCAUGAUCCGGACACUCCCGAUGGUCCAGACACUCCUUACAGUCUGGGCACUUCUGAUGAUCCUGAUCCCUCUGAUGUUCAUGAUACUUCUGAGGGGCCCAGUACUCCUGUUGGUCCCAUAACUUCUGAUGGUUCCAGUCCUUCUGAGAGUCCCCGUGUUUCUCAUGGUCCCAAUGCUCAGGAUGGUCCUGAAUCUCCUGCUCCUCUUGCUGCCCUUCUGGAUCGUGCUAUUUCUGCAGAAGCUGAUGUUCCUGCCCCUCUUUCUGUUCCUGCCGAUGGUCCCGCAUCUCCUAAUGCUGCUGACUAUGAUGAUAAAGAACAUGCUCUACAAGUUGCUAAAGUCGUUCACACUAAGGAGAAAAAUGAUAAAAAUGAAAGUGCCUGUCCUUUGGAGAAAGUAAACAAACGUGAAAUUACAAAAAGUCCAUUGAAAAAAUUGGUGAGAACAUCAACACCUAAGACAUCUACUGCAGAAAUGGACAAAUUGAUGGAAGUGAACGGUCAUCCCGUGUCAGAGUCCACUGUCAGAUUGGAACGUAAUGAUCAUGCAUUUCCUUACAAAUGUCUAAGAAAGAAAAGAGCCUAUCCAUUGGGAAAAGGAAAUAAAAGUGCAAUUACAAAAAGUCAAUUGAGAGAAUUGGUGAGCAUACCAACACCUGAGACAUCCACUGCAGGAAUGGACUCAAUGAUGGAAAUCAACAGUCUUUCCGCAUCAGAUUCCACAGUUGGAAAGGAAAACAAGUAUAAAGUAGUUCCAUACAAAAGGCUAAAGGAAGUCAAUAAUAGUGAAAAUGAUAUAACUGUAAUAGGAAAUGAAGAAAUGGAAAAACAUAAAGGUUUCUUGCACUUAAAUUGGAAACUAGGAACAGCACAUAAGAAACACAUUAAAAGGAGUGAGCCCCCCUGCCCUCUGGCAGAAGAAAAGAAGAGUGAAAACAGUAAGUUCACUACAUGGGAAUCCGUGUCUGCAUCAACCCGAGAAAGGUCUCCUGUUGAAACGGACACUGCGCAGCCAGCGCAAGUUGACGGCAGUCACGUGCCUGGUGACCUACACCACACCGGGAGAAGGGCUGCCGAGAAUACAUCUACCGAACUCCACAAGGUGGGCGAGAGAGUUGAUAGAAGGAGCAGACGAUUUCACUCAUUCAGCAUAAACAACUUCAGACGCCUUAUCUUCUUCAGGUCCUACGAGGUCCUCUGAAGUCUUUGGUGUUCAAUUGAGAACUCAAGUCAUAAUCCUCCUCCACGUUUAAGAAGAACAAAAUACAUCUUUGCAUUUUGCAGAAACACUUACUAAGAUUAAACAUAGUGAUCUUUUAUGAUUACUUUAAUUACA